Messenger RNA from Tripterygium wilfordii, 2099 nucleotides. RefSeq names its product chromatin assembly factor 1 subunit FAS2. Gene Ontology annotation, biological process: nucleosome assembly; DNA replication-dependent chromatin assembly. The record is from RefSeq and is a predicted model, not a curated record. NCBI's taxonomy places the organism in Eukaryota, Viridiplantae, Streptophyta, Magnoliopsida, Celastrales, Celastraceae. The transcript is spliced from 12 exons. The coding region runs from base 177 to 1541 and encodes 454 amino acids. Gene Ontology annotation, cellular component: nucleus; CAF-1 complex. Gene Ontology annotation, molecular function: protein binding.
UUGAAGCAAUUACGGUCACGGAGGGGGCGAGGGAGGUAUAUCGCUCUCGUUUCCCGCCCUUACAUAUCAAGCCCCGCCAAAAUUCCCUUCAAGUUUUUUUUUCGAUCUCUCAGUAGAACUGAAGAAGUUGUGAGGCAAGAGGAGAGAAUAUACGUUUUGGAAGAGAAAGAGAAGUAAUGGAGGGAGGGACAGUCCAGAUAAAUUGGCACGACACGAAGCCCGUUCUAACCCUAGAUUUUCACCCAAUCUCAGGACUCCUCGCCACCGGCGGCGCCGAUUUCGACAUUAAGCUUUGGUUGAUAAAUUCACGCGAAUCUCAGAAGAAGAUCCCCACUGCGUCAUACCAGAACAGCCUUUGCUACCACAGUUCUGCUGUGAAUACCCUUCGUUUCUCCCCUUCUGGAGAACAGCUUGCUUCUGGUGCUGAUGGUGGUGAGCUUGUCAUAUGGAAAUCACACUCCACAGAAAGCGGCCAGACAUGGAAAGUCCUCAAGACUUUAUCGUUUCACCGCAAAGAUGUACUGGACCUGCAGUGGUCUACUGAUGGUGAAUUUCUCAUCUCUGGAUCAGUCGAUAAUUCUUGCAUCAUAUGGGAUAUUAACAAGGGGUCUGUCUCUCAGAUACUGGAUGGUCAUUGUCAUUAUGUUCAAGGAGUGGCUUGGGAUCCCUUGGCCAAGUAUGUUGCUUCUCUUAGUUCAGAUAGAACUUGCAGAAUUUAUGUAAAUAGGCCUCAAAGAAAAACAAAAGGGGUUGAGAAGAUGAAUUAUGUUUGCCAGCAUGUUAUUGCAAGGGCGGAACAGCAACCACUGGAUGAUUCUAAGUCUUCAAAAAGCUAUUAUUUCCAUGAUGAAACAAUGCCAUCUUUUUUCCGAAGAUUAGCCUGGUCGCCUGAUGGAUCAUUUUUAGUUGUCCCAGCAGGCUCUUACAGAAUUGGACCUUCAUCUGAAUCAGUGAAUGUUGCCUAUGCAUUUUCCAGAAAGGAUCUUUCCAGACCUGCCCUACUGUUUCCUGGUGCUAGCAAGCCAAUAGUAGCAGUUCGUUUCUGUCCAAUGGCUUUUAGACUUAGGGGAUCAAACUCAGAUGGGUUCUUUAAGCUUCCUUAUCGGCUAAUUUUUGCAGUAGCAACUUUGAAUUCAUUGUACAUUUAUGACACAGAGAGUGUUCCUCCAAUAGCAAUUGUGGCUGGUCUUCACUAUGCAGCCAUUACUGAUAUUUCUUGGUCACCCAAUGCCAGAUUUUUAGCUCUGUCGUCCCAGGAUGGAUACUGUUCUUUACUCGAAUUUGAUAAGGACGCACUUGGCUCUCCCGUCCCCUUCUCAGAGGAGAAGAAGGUGAUAUUUGAUGAGAAGAAGAGCCCUGUUCAGAAACCUGAAAACAUGAUGAUUGAUACAUCCGCCAAUGAUGGUCCUGUUGCAGUAGAGAGCAACAAACUGGAAGGAGAAAUGAAUAAAGGGAAGCAGGCAUCGCCAACCUCAACUGUUACCCCCACGACAAAUAAACCAGCGAAGAAGCGCAUUACUCCUAUGGCAAUAGAUCCUUGACAGCUAUUACACUGGCCUUUAGCUUUUCCGAAUGGUCUUCAUUCCAGGUUUUCUUUCAGAUGACAUAUACUGGUUCCUCGUUUAUUAGCAACAGAGGGAAACACUCCUGGUCGGCGCUCCUAUAACGCCGCACGCUCGUCCAUAGUAUUUUUGCUGGAAAUAUCGAGGGAGAUGUCAAGAUAUACAAUAUGGGAUGGAGCAAACCAUGUUGUGAUCAAACUAAAUGAGUUGAUUUUGUUUAUAGCAUCAAUAGUAUACUCUAAUGGUAGUAUUGUGUUUAGAAGAAUGUCACUGGUUUUGUAUAAUUUGAAGCUGAGCCAGAAGUCAAGGUUUCAAUUUCGUAUUUUAGCCAGGAGUCCAAAUGGGCCGGACCGAGUUGGGCUUCACUAGUCAUGGAUUGGCCCAUAUAGGAAACGGCCUACUCAAGCUCGCAAGCUCUAGAUUCCUAAUCCAUCGUACGAUCCUAAUUAGGAUUAAUAUGAUUAUAACAUGGCACUCUGUUGUGACCAGCGGAUCAUUUUAAGAGAGACCACAGCUGAUCAUUGCUCGUUCAGCCAA